CAUUGUAGUACUUUUCAGUGGUGACCGGAUAGAAAAUAGCGGUUCCAUGUAAAAUAUCAGUCGUUAUCUUAGAUAAGUUACCGCGAUCGCCGGCCAUGUUUUUAUUCAGUCGCAGUUUUUCCGACGCGUGAGCACAUUCUGUGCGAUUUUAUUUACUUUUUUGUAAAAAAAUACAUCAAAUCAAAAUGGGUUGUGGUGAAUUUCUGGUUAAAUACAUACUGUUCUUCGCGAACCUAUUUUUUGCGCUGGCCGGGCUGGCGCUGUUAGGUCUGGGCGUGGCGGUGCAGCUGCAGGUGGCGCAGGUGGAGGACGUGCUGAAGGGCUCGCCGGUGUUCCAGCUGACACCCAUCGGCGCCAUCGUGCUGGGAUGCAUCGUCUUCGUGGUCGCCUUCUUCGGCUGCUGUGGGGCUAUUAGAGAGAGCAACUGCAUGCUGAUUACUUACGCAAUCUUCAUGAUAGUGCUGAUGGUGCUGAAGAUAGCCCUGGCGACGCUGAUCUUCGUGAAGCAGGACCAGCUGCUGGACGACAUCCCCACGUGGCUGGCAGAAGCCUUCGCCAAGGACCGCCAAGGGUUCAUGGAGAUACAACAAUCUUUCAGCUGCUGCGGUGUGACGGGCCCGGAGUCGUACCUGAACGUGAUGCUGCCGGAGUCGUGCUGCGCCGGCACGCCGUGCACCAUCGUGAACGCGCACCCCGGCUGCAACAAGGUGCUCAGCGAGUUCUUCAAGACCUUCGGCUUGGCUAUCGGCGUCGUUGCCAUCGUUGUUGUCGCGGUUGAGUUGGUGGCAGUUGUGUUCGGGCUGUGCCUAGCCAACCACGUGCGCAACAAGAGCAGAAGAACGCGUUACUAGAUGUUGAGUUAUAAUAUGUAUAUAGGCCGUGCGAAACAUCUAGUGAUCUUACAGCUUGGAUGUUUCCUGAAAAUCUUUACCGAAGUUAUCCAUCAAUGGACGUAUUUUCUGAAAAAUGUCACAAAAAUAUUACAAAGGGGUAAUCACAAUGAGAACGGUGUCAGCCAUAAUCUGCCAAUGUACUAAGUGCGGAUUUGCAGAUUUCACACACGUUUGAGAACAUUAUGAAGAACUCUCAGGCAAGGAGGUUUCCUCACGAUGUUUUCCUUCACAAAGUAAAGUGAUAUUCCUUAGAUGUGCGUAAUCGAACCUCUGACUCCCCUCCCCGAAUUUAAAAUGCGAUAUGUCAUUUCACCCGAAUUGCCCAGUACUCAGUUUUUCAUAAUAUAGGUUGGAACAUUUUCAGAAAAUACGCUGAAUUUUUUUGGAGAGCCAGAAUUUUUGCAAUGGUCUGUUAGAGACGCCGUAAAUCUUACUCAUUAUUUUACUUUGCUUAUUCAAUGACUGAACACUGCUGGGCUAUGAGCGCCUCAUUAGUAAAUUGCUGUUUUUUUACUUUAAUUGUAUAGAAAAAGUGACAAAACCAAAAGGCAACGACGCAGACGCUUGUGUAUUCGGACAUAAUAUUAUGUAAUUGUAAAGCAUCGGACAUAAUAUAUAAUGUACUAAGUACUUUCAUGUACUUACUCCUGGAUUUAUAGAUAAGUAGGACUAGGUAGGUACAGGGCUCUAUUAGAAUAAAUUAAACUUUAAUAAUAUCAGGUAUAAAAUAUUUAACUUGCCUUUCUUUGAAGAGAUAUCUAGGUAUAAAAAAGUUGGCAUGGCAUACCUUUUUAGUCAUGUCUAUUCAUUAAGUAGGCCUUUUUCCUUUUUCGUUUAAAACCAUUGAAUUAAAUGUACAGAAGGCUAUUCCAAACAAAAAUAGUGCUCCAUGAAGCUAUCAUACUUAAAAUUAUACUGGCCAUCAAGCGUAUAAGCAAAAGCCGGACAAUUUUUUUAUUUGGAAUGGCUAAUUCAGUGCGUAGUAGGUAUUCCGUACCCAAUUUAAAUAUAAGUAGUUAGGUAUUUUUUGUAAUAAAUAACUAUAAAUACC
Maniola jurtina (meadow brown) is the source of this 1944-nucleotide messenger RNA. RefSeq names its product 23 kDa integral membrane protein-like. The record is from RefSeq and is a predicted model, not a curated record. Gene Ontology annotation, cellular component: membrane. The transcript is spliced from 5 exons. Lineage: Eukaryota; Metazoa; Arthropoda; Insecta; Lepidoptera; Nymphalidae. Bases 186 to 851 code for a protein of 221 amino acids.